Theileria orientalis strain Shintoku is the source of this 1362-nucleotide messenger RNA. Its product is annotated as DEAD-box family helicase. The record is from RefSeq and is a predicted model, not a curated record. Gene Ontology annotation, molecular function: RNA binding; ATP binding; RNA helicase activity. The transcript is spliced from 2 exons. NCBI's taxonomy places the organism in Eukaryota, Apicomplexa, Aconoidasida, Piroplasmida, Theileriidae. The coding region runs from base 1 to 1362 and encodes 453 amino acids.
AUGCCUAAAGCCAAGAACGUAGCUACGGAGGACUUGGUCGAUUAUGAAGAGGAGGAAGGCGAAUCCAAGGUUGCAACCAAGGACGUUAUAAAGUCGGCGGGAGGGAAGAAGUCGAAGGCGGACGGUACGAUGGGACGCGGCAGCUACGUCGCAAUCCACGCCAGCGGGUUCCGCGACUUUUUCCUUAAGCCCGAGAUCCUCAGGGCGAUCUCGGACGCAGGCUUCGAGCACCCGUCGGAGGUGCAGCACGAGACUAUCCCGCACGCGAUCACGGGAGUCGACAUCCUCUGCCAGGCCAAGAGCGGCAUGGGAAAGACGGCAGUCUUCGUGCUGAGCAUCCUGCAACAGCUCGACGUGGACGCGGACGAGCCCGUCAAAAGGGACGCCCAGGACAACCUGAGGCCGAUCAGCAGAGUUAGCUGCGUGGGCAUCAGCCACACCAGAGAACUCGCAUUCCAAAUUAAGAACGAGUUUGACCGCUUCAGCAAGUACCUGCCCUCGGUGCGCUGCGAGGUCGUGUACGGCGGCGUGCCGAUCCAGAAGGACGUGGCAAUGCUGAAGGACCCGGAGAAGAUGCCGCACAUCCUCGUGGGCACGCCCGGGAGACUCCUGGCGCUCGUCAAGGGCAAGCACCUGAACAUGGACUCGGUCAGGCACUUUGUGCUCGACGAGUGCGACAAGUGCCUGGAGAAGCUGGACAUGCGCCAGGACGUGCAGAGCAUCUUCAUGGCGACGCCGAAGAAGAAGCAGGUCAUGUUCUUCAGCGCCACUAUGACGCCCGAGGUGCGCGAGCUCUGCAAGCGCUUUAUGCAGUCGCCCGUCGAGGUCUUCGUCGACGAUGAGUCGAAGCUGACGCUCCACGGCCUGCUCCAGUACUACGUCAAGUUGUCCGAGAGCGUCAAGAACAGGAAGCUGAACGACCUCCUCGACACCCUCGAGUUCAACCAGGUGAUCAUCUUCGUCAAGUCCGUCUCGAGGGCAGUGACGUUGAACAACCUUCUGACUGAGUGCAACUUCCCCUCAAUCGCCAUCCAUGCAGGACUGGACCAGAGUGAGAGGAUUAGCAGGUACACGCAGUUCAAGAACUUCGACAAGAGGAUUCUGGUGGCCACCGACCUCUUCGGGCGCGGCAUCGACGUCGAACGCGUGAACAUCGUGAUCAACUACGAUAUGCCGGACUCGACCGACUCGUACCUGCACAGAGUAGGCAGAGCAGGCAGGUUCGGAACAAAGGGACUCGCAAUCACCUUCGUCUCCUCGCCAGAGGACUCUUCGGCUCUCGCAGACGUGCAGAAGAGGUUCGAAGUCACAAUUCCGGAGAUACCUGAGACUAUUGACACGUCACUUUACCUCAACCAGUAA